Aethina tumida (small hive beetle) is the source of this 733-nucleotide messenger RNA. Its product is annotated as protein toll-like. The transcript is spliced from 3 exons. Gene Ontology annotation, cellular component: membrane. Lineage: Eukaryota; Metazoa; Arthropoda; Insecta; Coleoptera; Nitidulidae. Gene Ontology annotation, molecular function: protein binding; transmembrane signaling receptor activity. The coding region runs from base 65 to 733 and encodes 222 amino acids. Gene Ontology annotation, biological process: toll-like receptor signaling pathway; innate immune response. The record is from RefSeq and is a predicted model, not a curated record.
UUAGGAGUGCACAUGUACAGAGAGUUGCGACUGUUUUUGGAAACCACAGAACAAUAGGUUUGGAAUGGUCUGUUCCAACAGGAAUCUCACCCAAGUACCUACAUUUGUCGCCCCUUUGAAUUGUAGUAUAUGGAACCAAGUUUAUCGCAUUAAAAAUAUAGAGAUUAAUUUGAGCAACAAUUCGUUGAAGGAGGCUCCAAAUUCGCAGGAUGGAUAUGAAGGUGUGACCGAGAUGAAUUUAUCUAAAAAUAAAAUUGGAAACAUUAACUGGGUACCUCCUCACAUACAGAAAUUAUACUUAAGCCACAACCAUUUAACAUCGAUGAAUGACACGAUUUUGGACAAACUAAAUGGUUCAAUAAAAUAUUUGUCACUUGAUAGGAAUCGUUGGACGUGUGACUAUUCUGCUUUAAAACUUCAACACUUUUUAAUACAUAACACUAAACAGGUUGGAGGAUCCCACGUUUACUGUAAAGUCAGUAAUGUAAAAAUCAUACAAAAUUCUGAACUUUGCAACUACACAACCUUAAUCGUAUUGACUUCAACUCCAAUCGUGAUCAUAAUUCUCUUCAUUGCAUGUGGAUUGGCAAUGUAUUAUAAAUGGCAGGAGGAAAUCAAAGUUUGGUUGUACAGCAAAAACUUGUGCUUGUGGUGGGCUACUGAAGAAGAACUGGAUAAAAACAAACGUUACGAAUUAAAAACUCUGAUUCUUUUUUUAGCAUCGCAUACAUAA